Molecule: messenger RNA, 2729 nt
Organism: Patiria miniata (bat star)
Lineage: Eukaryota; Metazoa; Echinodermata; Asteroidea; Valvatida; Asterinidae
Product: protein ENL-like
Exons: 5
Coding region: 173-2239 (688 amino acids)
Biological process (GO): regulation of DNA-templated transcription
Cellular component (GO): super elongation complex
Source: RefSeq, a predicted model, not a curated record
AUAAAAUUUGACAUAAAUUUAGUGUGGAUGCAUUGUGGGAAUUUCUCAUAUCUGUCGCCAUUUUGACGCUUGAGUGAUGUUUUCUACGGCAAGAUGACAGCGUUCCGCUUCAGAUAUUGUAGUUUUUGAAAGGGCAGCGUUGUUUUGUAUAGAGGCGUUUGCAGCCAGCACGAUGAGCACACAGAGCGUUCAGGUCAAGUUGGAGCUUGGCCACCGAGCCAACAUUCGUGACAAACCCACGCCUCAGGGAUUCACUCAUGACUGGAUGGUGUUUGUCCGGGGGCCAGAGGGCAGCAACAUCCACCAUUUUGUGGAUAAGGUCGUCUUUCAGCUGCACGAGAGCUUCCCAAAGCCCAGAAGAGUCGUCAAAGAGCCACCGUAUGAAGUUGCUGAAUCGGGCUACGCAGGCUUCCUAAUGACCAUCGAGGUUCACUUCCGAUCCAAGGAAGAACCCAAGAAGGUCAUCUUGAACUACGACCUCUUCUUGAACACGGAGCAGCAACCUCCGGUCAACCACAUCCGAUGCGAGAAGCUGACCUUCCACAAUCCGACCGAGGACUUCCGCAGGAAACUGCUCAAAGCCGGAGGGGUCGGCGUGUUGCCUACCGACCCCGGCAUUCCUACCUCUCCUACGACGCCGCCCAAUUUCCCGGUGUCAGAGGGCGGGAUUGGAGGCAAGCCCCUUCCACCUUCAUUCAGCGACUCGUCCCUGUAUGCCAAGGGCAAGCCCCAAGCCGCCGCACCCAGUCUUCAGGUCAACAAAAAGAAGACACAAGCAGCCAAGGAUGGCAGUAAAACUUCGUCCAAGCCUGUGAAGGAUCACAAGGAGGUUAAAACUGCCUCUAAGGAGCCCAAGACAUCAUCAAAGGAGCCCAAAACGGGCUCCAAGGAACCUAAAACAAGCUUCAAGGAGCCCAAACCUGGUCCAAAAGAGCCCAAAACAGGCUCCAAAGAACCCAAAACAGGCUCCAAAGAACCCAAGUCCAGUAGCGGGAAGGAUUCUAAGGUUGGAAGUAAAGAUAGCAAGACUCCUGUGAAGGAUACCAAGUCUGGCUCUAAGGAGCCCAAGUCGGGCUCCAAAGAAUCCAAAACUAGCCCCAAACCACCCCCUAAAGAUUCCACUAAGACUAAACCCAGUGCCAAGCGGCCUUCCUCUACCUCACCAGCUCCUGCCCCAACAUCUCAGGACUCUGCCAAGAAACGGAAACGGAAGGACUCAAGCGACAGAGGUCCGCAUGAAAAGAGCUCCUUGGCUAAGCCUUCUCCUGCAGAAAAGAGCUCUUCAGGAGAUAAAGCCAAACAGAAAGAGAAACCUAGUAAACCAAAAACUGCAAAGCCAGCUAUGAGCCGGGGCGAUGCUGGACUUUUUACUCCUGAAAUCUGUAUCUCAAGGAAGCCGUCGAAGAUGGCACCUGAACCUCCUAAGGAGCUACCUCCGUUUGAGGAUGAGCUGAGUACGGGAGAAGGCGGGGAGGCGCACAGCCCUAGCUCCAGCAUCAGCUUCUCUUCCUUACCAAGAGGAGGUGGGGGAGUCUUAAACACCCUCAUGGCAGAACUCGGAGACGAGAACGAUGAUGAUGACGAUGAUCAAGACAUCGGUCUGCCAUACAGGAAGACUCCAUCUCCGAUCCCACCGCUGCCACCACUCAGCAAUCACUCCACCUCAUCCAAUGAACAAGGCUACGGGAACUUUCCCUCAGUGACACCUGCUGCUUCAGACAAAACUAAGAGCACCUCAAAAUCAAGCAGUAGUAAAAAGAACAGCACCAGCAACGGCUCAAAGAAAAACAGCUACAGUAGCAAAGGCGAACGGAAGCAAAAGGGCAGCGACUCAAAGCAAAAGAGCACAGACGCUAAACAGAAAACUCCAGAAGCCAAACCAAAGAGCUCUGAUGGGAAGCAAAGGAGCUCCGAGAACAAAUCCAAAGCGGUGGACACUAAGCCCAAACAUGCUGACAAAAAAUCGAGUGAUUCCAAACCGGCCAAAACCAACGAAGGAAAACUCAAACAUGCAGAUUCAAAACUCUCCAAGGGGAACCAGAGUUACCUCAACGACUUGGUUCUCUUACACCAGAAACUCAGCCACUUGCAAAACCGGGACCAGUUGCAGAGAGUAGUAGACCUAAUCGAGGAAACUGGACUCUUUAACAUAACGGAUGCAACGUUUGACUUUGACCUCUGCUCCCUGGAUCAAACAACGUUGCGGAAGCUACAGGAAUGUGUGUCACUGUUUGCGUAGUGCAGGUCAGCUUGAUGGCUCUAGCUCUCCCAUCCCACUUCUGCCACCAUUUAUUAGUCUCCUCUCAAGUCGUUAAUGCCUUUAUACAGGCAAGUGCCAUUGUUAAUUACAGGGUAAGUGUUCAAUAGCAGUCAGUGGCAGGCUGUUUUUUUUUUCUUCAAAAAUGGAAACCUGUGAAGGUCACACAAAUACUGUUGGUUUAAGAAACAGCUCGCUUAAGCUCAAGAGGUUUAAAAAAAAAAAUCAACAAUCUUUGUUGAGUGUUGACGGGUUUCAGAUGUUUUGCCAAAAUGUUUGCCAUUUCAUAUGUUCAACUCGGACAGUUUCUCACAAAAUCUGCAAAUAUCCUUUUUUGUGCCAUAAAACUGGACUGUUUCAAACAUCGUGGGAAAAGAAAUGGGUCGAACCUUGUCCCAAGACACAUCUUGGGGAUGUUUGUUUAAAAUUCAGAAUAAUAAUAAUGAUCAUAAUAGCGGUUCUUAUAUAGCGC